AUGACUACCAGAUUCGCGCUCAAAUGCGCCAAGGAGUCCGCGGGUACCAUACCGCUGCCCAACAUCUGCAUCGGGACCUGGGCAUGGGGCGACAACGCGACUUGGAAGAACGCGUCGGCGGAUGCGCGCCAGCUGCUGAACGGCGCCUGGGAGACGAUGCAGAAGCAGGGUCUCAACUUCCUCGACACGGCUGAGAUCUACGGCAACGGAGAGUCGGAGCGCAUCAUCAAGCAGCUUCGGGAUGGCAGUCCGGAUGAGUUCAAGCAGAAGCUUGUCACUGCCAGCAAGUACAUACCUAUCCCUCUCCCGCCAACGAAACUGUUCAUGCCAUAUGGCGUGGUCAACAGCUGCCGUAAGAGCCUGGAGAGGAUGGGCCUCGAGUCGAUGGAUCUGUACCAGAUACAUGGCCCUAUUCACUUCCUGAACUCCAUCGACUCUGUCGCUGGCGGACUCGCCAAGUGUGUUGAAUUGGGACUCACACGCGCCGUCGGAGUCAGCAAUUACAGCAAAGACGAAAUGAUCCGGAUGGAUGACGCUCUGAAGACAAGGGGUCUGCGACUUGCGAGCAACCAGGUUGAGUUCUCUUUGCUGAGAACACUGCCAGAAACCGGCGGUCUACUCGAGGAGUGCAAGAAGAGAGGCAUUCUGCUCAUGGCCUACAGCCCCCUGGCUAUGGGGCGCCUGACCGGUAAGUACAGCGCCGAGAAUCCUCUCCCAUCAGGGCGCAAAUUCAGCAACUAUCCAAUUGAGCAAAUUAGCCCGUUGUUGGAUAUCCUGCGUAAAGUGGCUGCAGCACAUGAUGUGAAGCCAAGCGCUGUGGCUCUAAAGUGGGUAAUCCAGAAGGGUGCGAUUCCUCUUGGAGGCGUUAAGAACGCCACUCAGGCGGAAGAGAAUGCCCGCGCUGCCAGCGAAGACUGGCUACUGUCUGACGACGAGGUUACUGAGCUCGAGAAGCAUUCGGUUGUCGGAACAACUAACUGGAUGUGGCAGCACGGGUGA
Molecule: messenger RNA, 999 nt
Organism: Truncatella angustata
Lineage: Eukaryota; Fungi; Ascomycota; Sordariomycetes; Amphisphaeriales; Sporocadaceae
Product: NADP-dependent oxidoreductase domain-containing protein
Exons: 2
Coding region: 1-999 (332 amino acids)
Molecular function (GO): oxidoreductase activity
Source: RefSeq, a predicted model, not a curated record